CGACGACGACGACGACGACGACGACAACAACAAGGAAGAGGAGGAAGACAACGACACCAUGAAGCUGAAGCAAACGAAAACAAGCGUAGUCUUGGCAAUCGCCGUCUCUAUGGUGAUGGCGAUGGUACCAUCGGGUGCAAAAGCUUUCGUGGUUCACGCCCAGAGGACAACAUCGCCUCCGGUGUACGAUUCUACAACCAGCCAGGCCUUUUCUGCCGACGCUUGCRAAAUCGCACCCGCUGGCUAUGCACCAGUUCGUCGCUCCUUGYCUCCGACGACUGCCCUAUCAACGGCGGCAACAGCGGUGCUGCCCGGUCCCCUGGCCGCAGCGGCGGUGAUCCCGACCUGCCUCGGCCUCUGGAGGACGGGCUUUGCCGUCUCGUACGGAUACGGCGUGGCCAUGCUGGCAUCCGGGGCGGUCCAGYUCGCGGCCUUCCUCGAGGGAUCGUCGGGGGCGACGCUUCCCCUCAAGCUCCACGCGGCCCUCUAUGUGUUCUACGGUGCCCGGCUGUGCUCGUUCCUGUUCCACCGGGCAAGGACCUCCUCGCUGGUGCAGAUGAAACGCAAGGACGCMACGCUCGCGGAGCGCCUGAAGCGCAUCCCGCUCCUCCUGGGGUGCUCCGGGCUGUACUAUUGCAUGGCGGCCGCUCCGAUGAAGAUCCUCGCCUCGACCAAUCCGGUGGCGAGCCUCGCGAACGCGGCCGCCCUCGCGGUCGGUGGCUCMGGYUUUCUCCUCGCCGCCGUGGGAGACUGGUACAAGUCCAGGAUCAAGGCGAGGGACGGCCCGGACACCCUCGUCACCACCGGUCCCUUUCGCUAUCUCCGCCACCCCAACUACACCGGGGAGAUGAUCGGAUGGACUUCGGUKUGCGUCCUGGUUCCGGCGCUGAGUCUCGGGAAGACCAGCCCUUCCUCGGUGGUUCCGCUGGCCCUCUCCGCGCUCCUGGGAUGGGCGGGGAUGGUCUUUGCCGUGCUGGGAGACGCGACGCUGGGAUUGGAAAAGAAGCACAGGGAGAAAUACGGCGGAACCCCGGAGUACGAGGCAUGGGUGAAGAGCUCGUGGUCGGGCCCCAUGGUUGGCAAACUCGAUGRCGAUGCCCCUGCCGGCAAGGAGGAAUAGACCGAAUCGCGAACCGUGGCAGGUGCAGCCUCGGCGGGGAUGCUAUGGUUGCAAGGUUC
This is a messenger RNA of Pseudo-nitzschia multistriata, 1179 nucleotides long. Lineage: Eukaryota; Bacillariophyta; Bacillariophyceae; Bacillariales; Bacillariaceae. The record is from the annotation of a GenBank genome assembly.